This is a messenger RNA of Rhinocladiella mackenziei CBS 650.93, 693 nucleotides long. RefSeq lists its product as uncharacterized. The record is from RefSeq and is a predicted model, not a curated record. The transcript is spliced from 2 exons. Lineage: Eukaryota; Fungi; Ascomycota; Eurotiomycetes; Chaetothyriales; Herpotrichiellaceae. Gene Ontology annotation, molecular function: protein heterodimerization activity. Bases 1 to 693 code for a protein of 230 amino acids.
AUGACUUCGACCGGUUUGCAUACGGCGCUUUUGCGCCCUGCGGUCAUUCAAAUAUUGAGAGCGGCUGGAUUUGGGUAUGCCCGUCCUGCGGUGAUCGAUACCGUGACUGAUCUGGCUACGCGGUAUUUGAUUUUGCUGGCUUCUUCAACUGCGCGGACUGCUUUCAAUACGCACAAUAGUAUGGUACCGACUAUUCAGGAUGUAAGGCUCGCACUGAGCCAGGCCGGAGCCCUAGUUCCCCAGAUGACCACGGUUGAGGAAAAUCUGAGAGGCGAGGUUGAGAUCGAAGGUGUGAUGGUGCCGUUUGAAGACUUGCGAGGCGUUGAGGCUUUUGUGAACUGGGCUCAAGGGCCGGUCAACAAGGAAAUCAGGAGGGUCGCCGGAUUCGGAGAUGAUGCAAAUGUGGAGGAAAUUGCAGCAGGACUCGAUGACCAAGAAGAUUAUCUUACUGCGCUGAAGAAGAAACACAGCAAGACCGGCGAGGAAUUUCGAUAUCAAGGCACCAUUCUUGGAAAAGACACCGAAUUGCAGGCUGUGUCCAUUGUUGGAGGGCCGGCUGCGUCGAUUGCGGAAUGGACUCAUCAGUUUCUGUCUGGAACGAAGUCCUCGAGGGCGCAGAAAGACAACGCAGCAGCAACGCCAGCAACCUCAGGUAUAAGCAGUGCGCCACCGACUCCGAUUGAAUCCGAAUGA